UUCUAGUUCCCUGGAGAUCGUAUGACAAAUUGCUGGACUCAUGAGAUGUUUCAUUGGCUAAUACUCAUGAGACCGUGUGACAGAUUGCUGGAUUUGUGCAAUAUGGAUUCCCUCCUCACACAAUAAGUUUGAAGCAUAUACUUUCAGAGCCUUCUUUAAAUGUUUUGGCAGCAGAGAGUUGGUUUUACUGUCAAUUUAUACAGAAGUAGUGCUAAUUAAAAUUAGCAUUUUUUAAUACUUGUAUCCACUAUUUCCGAACUAGGCUUUCGUCCCGCUUUAUAGAUAAAGCAAACAUCCAUACAACCAAGUACCAAUCACGAUAGCAAAUAAGACGGCUGGGGCCACAGCACAAUCACACCCAAGAAAGAAAGAAGAAACAUAAAAAGGCCACCGGGUGGCAAACUAAGAAGCCGUCGUACGGGUGGAAACAAGGACCUCACUUGUAUCCACUAUUGGCAACCACUUAUCAUUUAGUUUUAUGAGAAACACAACAACCUGAGCAUUUGUAACAUUCGUACGAUCAGGGAUGCUAGAUAAGUGUCACUCAUCUAUUGGAAAAGACUCAAAGAGGCCUAGAAGCAAACCUUUUCAGCUUAGCUGCACAUCACAUGUUUGAGGGCUAAUCCAUUCCGUUAUUACUUCAGCAGGUUGCAACAUCAACAAAAGGCGCUGUACCUCCGUUGGUGGCAUGUAACAUUUGCCAUCUCAACAGAAUCAUGUCUCUGGACAGUUUGUUACAAGGCUCCUAUCCCCCUUGGAAACUGCAUGCCAGAACUGAAAAAAAGAGCUAUCAUUUCUCUCAACCACUCUCAUGACACCAGAAUUUCUGUUCUGUUCUGUGCUUCUCUGACAGCAGUUGUUACCGUGCUCGUCUCCUUGGAGCCAGACAGAUAGCCAGCCAGACAAGAGUGCCCAGAAAGCUAGCGUCCCUGCUUCAGCGCCACUCCUGCAGAUUUUUCUACGCGAGCAUUCCCAGAUCCUUGAGGAGGCAGAACGUCCAUGGCAUCUGAUCGCGUCGAGGUCGACACCGCCCGCCCUUUCCGGUCCGUGAAGGAGGCGGUGGCGGUGUUCGGGGAGCACAUCCUCGUCGGCGGGAGCAACUCCAGAUACAGCAGCAGUGCGGUUGCCAUUGCCGAUCCGCAUGCCAAUGCCACCCCUAACGCCAAGCACGAAGAUUGCAGUAGGAGCAGUACCGCCACCCUUUCUCCAGAUGCAAUGGCAGAGGUAGAUGCGGAACCGGUGCAUGAGGCAACGGCAGCUAUUGUGCCUAUGUACUCCGCGCACUCCUCGCCGUCGUUCACGCCGCCGCGUUCGGCGUAUGGCGACGACGGCGAGCUUGGUUGCCAAGACGACGAGGCCGGGCUCGCGGUCGUGAGCUCCAUCAAGAAGCUGGAGGCGGAGGUGGCCGAUACGAGACGGGAGGUGCUGCAGCUGAGGAAGAGGGGCACCGAGAUGGAGAUGGCCGUGGCCAGCCUCAACGCGCAGCUCCACCGAGGCCUCUCGAGGCUGGCCGAGAUCGAGGCCGACAAGGCUGCGGCGGCGGCACGGUGCAGCAUCCGUGGGGACGCCGACGUGAUGGCGGCGGCCAUGGUGCGGAGCGAGCGGUGGGCGGAGAAGUCCAGCACGUACAGCAGCGAGUACCUGCCGUCCUUCAGCCACGCGCUGAGCCUCGGCGAGAUCGACGACGACCUGCUCGGCGGCAGGAGGAGGAAGGCGCAGAAGGUGAAGCCCAUCGUGCCCCUCAUCGGUGACAUCCUCUUCUCCAAGAGUUUCUCCAAGAGGAAGAGCGGCAAGGACAGCGGGGAUCUCUCCGGCGUGUUAGGGUGAUCAUCACUUGCUUGCUUCGUGUGCUCAGGUUGUGGCUGCUUGCGUUGCGUGUGGUUUGGAUGGAGCAUGUGCUUUCUUUGGUCCUUUCUUUCUCUUUGGUUGGGGUUUUUCAUUUUUCUUUGUGCGAGCCUGUAAAUGUAAAAUAUUGAUGAAUGCUUUGUAUCUACCCCUUCGUCUCAAAAUGGAAGAUCAUUUCUUACA
Molecule: messenger RNA, 2028 nt
Organism: Triticum dicoccoides
Lineage: Eukaryota; Viridiplantae; Streptophyta; Magnoliopsida; Poales; Poaceae
Exons: 2
Coding region: 1000-1827 (275 amino acids)
Source: RefSeq, a predicted model, not a curated record